GGCGCCUCUGGGAGCGAGGUGGGAAAAGGGUCGAGCGCCACCGAGCCCGGCCCUGAGGAGAUUCCCCCUCAGUAGUCGGCGUCGGGGACAGCCUCGAAGCGUGAGGGGAAUCGCCUGAUAAACCGAGCGAUAAAUGCGGUCCUGAUCGUACUGCGUUUCAUAGGAAAAGCACAUCCUUCAGAAAUGGACAAGAUUUACACAGACCCUAACUUGGAAAAUGAUAAUACAGAGCACAUCAGAGGGAAGCGACUGUCCUCUAUUUUAAAGGCUCCGCGAAAUCCUCUUGACGAUCUGGGAAAUGGGAACGAAUUGACGCAGGAUAUCAAUAUAGAAAAACGUAGGAAAAACUCUCGCCGUGUCAGCUUUGCGAACACCAUAAACUGCAGAGUCUUCCAGCGAGAUCGUAAGAAUAACACAGCAGAGGGAGAUAGUACAGAGUGUGCAGCAGAUACAAGGAACGAUGUCCUGCUUAAUCAAAAUGAAGACCCUGAAGCUGUUCCGUGUGAGAUCACUGGGAUGAACACUUUGCUUCACGCCCCCAUCCAGGCAUCGGUGCAGCAGACUGAGUGGCAUGAUGCGGACAACACCAGUCAAAGAACAAAUAGGCAGGACACCACCCUCAUCUUUUCAGAUGGAAAUGAAAUGGAUAUGACAGCUAGUCACACUGCAGUGAUUACACGUAACCUGAAAAACAACCAAGCCGACAAUACUGAGAAAAUAGAUAUCACAUCAUUUCUGGCUGGGUUAAACUCUAAUAAUGGAAAGGCAGAAAUGAGCAAAGAAUUUCAUUUUUUCUCUGACCCUACAAACCAUUCAUGCCCAUCUUUUGAAGAGAAGGAAGAUGCUACUAGUGUAAGGAAAAUAAAUUUCAAUGAAUUUUUGAUGAGCUUGAAGUCAAACGAAAAGUCUCGCAAUCCUAUUGAGGGGCCUGAAAAAGAGAACAUUUUUUUUGUCCCUCCACAAGUCUCAGAAGACGUGGCACAAUCGUCAGUGGAAUUUGUAUAUACCCACGAACCACCGGACACCUGCAAUGUAACAAAAGUCUUUAGAGGGCAAGAUGAUGGAAUGGAAAUGACAAAAUGCCAGGCAUCUGAUGUGGAAGCUAUGUUUUCUGGUGUCUGUGAAGCUCCACCUGGGCUGUUACUGCAUGCAGAUGUUACUGAGGCAUUUGCAGACGACGGAAUGGAUAUGACGACUAGUCACACUGCAAAAAUGUCUUUUCCCUUCUCCAGUGUGGGGAAUCAAAGUCUAAACUUCAAAAAGGAUUUCCCAUCCACAGAGUUAGAUAAUUCUACGUUAAGGAGAGCGUCUAAUCAGCACUUAAUUGUUCAGCCGGUCCCUCAACUUUGUACAGACAAAAAAAUAGUAAAUGUCGAAGGCAGACAAGAUCCUGCAGUGCUGCGAGCUGUUAAACAAGAGGCCAGAACAACGUCUGCCAUCCCAGGAUCCAUUUCUUCUGAGACUGUCUUCCGAGGUGAUAAAACUGUUGUUUUUUCUAAAUGUGAUGACAUGGAAAUGACUGGGAAUUACACAGAUGUCAUCUAUCAUGACAGCACUAGAGAAACGAACAGUUCAGGUCAUAAAACUUUUGAAAAGCCACUGAAUACAGAUGCUUCACUAGCAGAGAACAGACGUCCAGCACGUGGCAGCAGGGACAUUACAAGGAGUCGAACAGCUUUAGAUAAUCAAGCUUCUGUGUCAUACGAAAAUAGUGCACUUGAACCAUCUUCAGGCUCGGCUGAACGAAUCGAAAAAGUGACCCAAGGUCACGGGGCCGCUUCGGUGAAUGUUGGGUUUGAUUCGUGUACAAAUUCAGUGCCUGCUGGUGUGUCUAAGAGCCGGCUUCAGCCCCGACUCAUAAAUUCUCGCCUUGUUUCUCUGCCAGGUGAGAAGACGGUAAUAUUCUCAGGAGAAGAUAUGGACUUGACUAAAACCUGUGUUGUUGAGGCUGAUGGAAGGAAUCUUGAAAAUGAAUCUGCUGCCGGACCGUCCACCUCUGGCACCUGCAAAGCUUGUUUUCUUGAUAAGAGACCUACAUCUGCCACUUUAAAUGAGCAGGAAGAAAUGGAAAUAACGAAAUGCCACGCUGUUGUCAUUGAUGAUCAAAGUGAUGGGAUAGCUGCAGAAGCAAAGCAAAUGCAUUGUAAAAUAAUUCCAAGAAAGAACCAGAACAAAAAUGUCAGUGAAGGUGCAAAUUCUUUAGAUAUGGACAAGGAAAAUCUUGAGGUGAUCGGUGUCAAUGGGAACAGUAAAAGAAGCCAGGCUAUAGAAAUGAAUGCUAAAGAUCUUGAGAUGAUAAUAGUUGAUAAGAAGCUUGGAACAACAAACUUUCAGGCAAGUGGUCCAAGUUCCUGUGCAAAGAGCGUGUGUUCAUUGCAAGGACAAAAGAGAGAAGCCCCUGAGAAUACUGUCACCGACACCUGUGCAUUCGUGUCUUUGCAAAGUCAAAAAGGCAUUAUAUCUCAGCCUUCGGGAAAAAAUCUUCUCAACGCUUCAGUUUCCUGCACAAAUGACAAAACAGGCAGGUUUUCAGAUGAUGAAAGCAUGGACAUAACCAAAACUCAUCUUGCUGCCUUUGAUGUUGCUCCUAUUAAUACAGUACAAGGAUAUGAGAAUAAUCAUAACCAAAAUAAUGGAAUAUCCAGGCAGCAGCAAAACCAGACCUUUGGGUUUUGUGGUAGUGCCAGUGCAGAUAUCACAAGUCAGACUGCAGCAACAGAACGUGGGGAUUUGAAAAUGAACACAAAUAAGGGAACUGUUACUCCUUUGGCUCCCAGUGGUUCGUUUAUUUCCAGUAACGAGCCCGUUGCCUCUGGAAGGAAAGGAAAUGAACAACGUGGAACAAUAUUAGGAAUAAAAGCAGAUUGCCAAAACUCGGACAGGCAAGAGAAAACCCUUGCUAUGAAGGUCGUAAACAAAGGGAUGCCAACUCAUGUACAUUCUGAGAGAGAUUUUUCAAUUGGUAAAGCACUUUCUUCAGAAGAGGGUUUUAAAAAUCCUCACUCAGUUGAUGGCCUGCACUUGAGGGGUGCUGAAGAGCCGUUACUAGCCCGUACGUCUGAAACGCAUAAGGGAAGUUCCCAGUUGCCUUCAUUUUUAGAAAAGUCAGUUGUGUUUCCCUCUGGUGAAAACAUGGACUUGACUGGAAACUGUGCGGUAAUUGUUGCCGAUCACAACAUUGAUCCUGUUUUAUCAGAAAGAAAAGCAGUACCCGGACACAAUGUUCAAGAUGACAAUAAAAUAAUGUCCUUAAAAAAGGGGGUCAUGAUGACAAUAAACAGCGAGGAGCAGCCUGCAGGCGAUGUGUGCUCCUUGGUGUCCGGCAAGAAAACGUUAACCGUGGCUGGUUUAAAACACUUGCCUUUUGCAGGUGAGAAAACGACCAUAUUUGCAGAAGAUGCUGAUAUGGACAUCACCAGAAGUCAUACAGUUUCAGCAGACAAGAUAAUUUUGCAGUGUAAAGGUUCAAAUGAUGACAUAGCCUUUAUUUCUGGAGAUAAAACUUGUGUUUUUACCUAUGACAAUGACAUGGAAAUAAGUAGACUCAAUACUAUUGCAGCUGACAAAUCUAUGGGAAAGGCUACAUCUCCGGGGAUGCUCAUCGUGGCUAAAAGGACUGCAAGGAAAAGCCUGAAGGGAACAGCAGGGGAAAAGACUGUUUUAUUUUCACUGAACAAUGAGAAUAAUGACAUGGAGAUCACAGAGAGCCAUACGGCUGCCAUAGGCCAUGAAAUUGUCUUGCAAAAAGAAGUAGGGCUUCAUUCUGUCUCUUCAGCUCAUCCCGUCAGAGCUGUUACGUUCCCAGGUAGCCAGGCUGAUGCGGACAUUACCAAGUCUUGCUCUGCUGAUAAAAUUACUGUAAAAGUUGUAUGUGAUGAUAAAGUGAACUUGGAUAAGGAGGUUGGACAGCAGGCACUUCCAAAUAGCGAAGCUACUGUGUUCCCUGUGGAUGAUAUGGAAAUCACUAAAACCCAUAGCACGGCUUUGGAAGGGAAUUCUCUGCAAGGCAGGCAACCCAGUCGGCCUGCUCCUCUCAAUUCCACUAUUAUGUUUACGAGUUGCCAGGCUGAUAUGGAAAUGACCGAGUCUCACUCUGUUGAUGAAAGUGUUGGAAGCAUCUCCUGCGAGGAUAGACUGGACCUGGCUAAGCAGGUCAAUCAGGAGGCUGUUCCAGAUGGCAAAACCGUCAUUUUUACUGUGGCUGAGGAUAUGGAGAUCACUACGACUCACACAGCUGUAUUAAGUGGUGAAAUUAAUGUACAGGACAAAGAACCCAUCCCAGCCAUUUCUGCAGCUCCUGCUGAUAAAACCAUCAUGUUUGCCCACAGCCAAGACGAUAUGGAAAUAACAGCAUCUCAUACUAUUGCUGUUAAUAACAAUGUUUGUGGAUUUGGGAACCAAGAAUUGUCACACAAAAGCACUCAGCAACCAGACUCGCACAGUGCGUUGCUGCCUUGCAGAGAUGAAACAGAUUCCCCACAUACAAAAGACCUGAAUGGUGAAUAUCAUACCAAAUCUAAGGAUAAACCCAGCGUUCCCUCCCCUGCUUCAUCAGCCCCAGCAUUUCCUAGUGAGAAAGGAGCUAUCGAAGCCCAUGGUGGCACACCACCAAAUUCCGUUUAUUCUGUCUCGCUUCCAGAAGACGCUAUGGAUCUGCGGCCACUACAGGAUCUCGACCUUCCCACGGAUAAUUCUGCCCCUAUAAAGAGUCAGCUGGAUCUCACAGAGUCAGAAAAACUGAAAUCAAAGAGAGUAUCUUUCAAGCUUCCAAAUAACGGGCCCAUGGAUAGCAGUGAAGAAAGCGGCGAUUUGGUAGCCCGUGUUUCACCUCCCAUCCAGCAAUCAGAUUCUUUGACGGGUUCUCCAGAUGGAUGUAGCACUCAGAGAAACCAGCUAUUGAGAGAAGAUUCAUCUAGACACAAAGAUUUAACUACAGACUUAGGUGUGGCCGGAGCAAGCCUUGUUCCAGUUUCUAGCCAGGAAUCAAAGGAAAAUGAAGGGCCAUCAGCUGAAGGGGAGGAGACACCUCCAAAAGACUUUCAAAUAAACUCUGAACAAACUAAGCAACUUUUGGUUGGUGACAGUCCAAGAGAUCAAAUAGAUCCCACUCUUGCACCUGAAUUAUCAGGUAUUUUAAAUAUUUGUUCAAAACUGAAAAAUAUUAGAAGGAAAACUGCAGUUCUCUCUGUUUCUGAAACAGCUUUUUCUGACCAGUUGCCCAAAUCAUCAACUCAGCCAGAGGAAACCUUGAGAUUAGGAAAAAAUACUACAAAUGAACCAAAUAGUUCAUUUUGUACCGAACAGCAGGAGAACAUGUGUCUAGAAUCUGGAGCUGCUCCCACAGAUGCAAAUUUGGGCAUGGCACUUAAGGAUAAAUAUCAAGGAAUAACUGUUCGUCUAGGAAUCUUCCAGCCUAAAUUACCGAACAGAAGAAAUCCCUCUGUUUCUAGUGUAGAAGGCAUAAAUGCAAAACCUUCAGACAAAGGGAGAGCACCGGUUUCAGGAGUAAGUGUAAAUGCUGGUGAAAGCCCAGGUAACAAGAAGUCUGGCAGGCAGAACUUCAGCCCUUCUCAGUUUAUAGCAGAAGAAUUUCUUCCUGUCUGCCUAGAAGAAAUGGAUUCAAACGAAUCCGUAAUCUCUGAACUCAUGGAAAACGCUUGCAAUGAGAUAAGCAAAAAGCAAAUCUCCCACAAUGAAAAGGAUCAAUCGGAAGAGACAAAAACUUACAGCAACACAAAAAGAGCGUUGGAACAACAUGAGGAGGAUCUUCAAAGUCCAAAGAAGCUCAAAAUGGAUGAAAACUUGGAUGACGAGGCCUCCCGAGCCUUGCAGGUUACUUUUGACGCUGUGUCUCAAAGCCAAGUAGAGGUUCGUGAAGGUGAAGAUCCUCCAAAUGUGUCGGCUAAAAGCCCUGACUGUACUCACGCCAGCACCAGCAGCUCUCUGGAUUCUGUUAAGGCCGACACAGAAUUAACAAUUCAGCGAAGCAGUCAGAUGGAGUCUCAGCUUCUCACAGAUAGCAUUUGUGAAGAUAACUUACGGGAGAAAUUUCAGAAUGGUGUUAUCACAGUCGGGGAGUUUUUUACACUUCUUCAAGUCCAUGUUCCGAUUCAGAAGCCCCGGCAUAGCCAUAUUCCAGCCAAUUGUGCAGUCAGUGCACGCCCUACGCCAGAAGACCUCAUUUACAGCCAAUACAUUUAUCGCCCCAAGCUGCGUAUUUAUGAAGAAGACUGCCAGGCCCUUUCUCAGAUGAUAGAUGAGUUAAAACUCUAUGCAAAUAUCCAGGAUCAGCUCCUGGUGAAUGUGAAUAAGAGUUUGUGGGAAGUGAUGAGAACCUGCUCUGACGAAGAGCUGAGGAGCUUUGGAGCAGAACUGAACAAAAUGAAAUCCUAUUUCAUCAAGGAGAGUAAAAUCUUGGCUCACAAUGAGAAGGUGACACUGUACAGCAAAUUGCUGCAGAGCGCGCAGGAACAACAAGGAAAACUACAGUCAAGAAUAGAGAAGGUGGAUGAAUUGCUCAAGGAGGCAGAGAGCUGUCUUGCUGCUCUGAGAGAGGAUUCUGACUGGGAAGAAUGGGAAGCAGACGGUAGUGAUGAAACGGCAAAAGAGGAAAACCUAGAUAAAGAAUUGGAAAGCCUCAAAGCCCAAGAAGAAGAACUUCAAAGAAAGCUGUCAGAUCUGGAGGCUCAGAAUGAGGAAAUGCUUGCUGAGAUGAACCAGCUACAGGAAGAAGAAAAAAGCUGCCAGGAAAUCCUGGAGAGAUACAACUUCACUGAGUGGGAGAUUACUGAAUGGAGUGAACAGCAGGCAGUCUUUAAUUUUCUGUAUGAUUCUAUCGAACUCACAGUUGUGUUUGGACCCCCAAUAGAUGGUGACAUCUUUGGUGAAGAUCCUUCCAGAAAGAUAGUUAGCCUGACCUUUGAAUCUCUCUUGGAUGAGGAAAAAGCUCCACCUUCCUCAUGUUUAGUCCAAAGACUCAUCUUCCAGUUUAUUGACGGUCAGGGAUGCUGGCAGGAAAAGUGUCCCACGCUGUACUACUUGCCCCAGGUUCUUCAUGACGUCUCUCUGGUGGUGAGUCGUUGCAAGAUCUUAGGAGAGGAGAUUGAAUUUCUGGGGAGAUGGGGUGGAAAAUUUAAUCUUCUGAAGACAGACAUCAAUGACACAAAAGUGAAGCUUUUGUUCUCCGCUUCCACAGCUUUUGCAAAGUUUGAGUUGACCCUGUCUCUAUCUGCCAACUACCCCUCUGCUUCGCUGCCUUUCACUGUCCAAAAACAGAUCGGGAAUAUUGGGGAGGAGGAGAUUUCUGCUGUUCUGUCCAAGGUAACCGUUGGUUACCACUAUCUGCGGAGAAUAGUCAGCUUGAUUCAUCAGGAUUUGCUCCAGGAUCCCAGAUGAUUCACGACAGCCACGUGCAGGACUGUAGAAGUCAGACUGGAUAUUCUUUGAUUUCAGUCUUGUAAGAAUCCAAGCUGUCUCUCACCAGAACGGGAGUGCUGUUAGCCAGUCAGCUCUUCAGUAAUCUUGUCGAAUAAUUGGUUGGUACCCAGGAUGCUUGGUGUAGGCCCCAGGUUUGUACAAAAGCAGAGGACUCAAAAGAGGAGAAGGAAGAAUUUCUUGUCUCUUAGAAAUGCCAUCUGCCUCUUCUCUUCUUUCAGCCCCCGGUGGUCUUGGCCUCCUUGUUCGUAUGGUCUUUCCUAGAACGGAUAUUUUCUGACACAGCAUGUUAAUUUUAUUCUGGGUUGAUUUACAGAGCUCUUGUAUAAAAAAAAUGAUGAGUAUUUUCUAAAUUAACAUGACUGGGAUUUACUCCCACUAUCAUUACUUCACUGCUUCGUAGCAUUUUAACACAGUGCAUCACGUUUGAUUUUUAUCGGUUUCCUGGAAACCCUCCCAAAACACAGAAACUGUAGCCCUGCUCCUGAUUAACCGAAACACCUGCAAUAAUUAACCUGGUGGCCAAAGUCAGGCAUACUUCUGUCACGACGGCUAAAGAUCCCUGUGCUUGACCAGACUCAAAGCCAUCAGGUUCCAUCUGUGUGAUCUGCUCCAGCCAGAAGUUUGUUCCGAUGUUCGGUGUCUUGUCCAGUAUGAUCUGACUCUUGGUUCUGGUACCUCGUCUGAGCUUGUAAUGCGUUAGGAUUUUAGAGAGGAGACUGAGCUAUGCGAUUUCGGAGGUGCAGUCUGGAUUGCUUUUGUAUAUAUUUUGUAUAUUAUGUAGGUUGAGCUGUUGGCACCGCCCUAACCCUGACCGAGUUUAUCCUGAAGAAGCGCCAACCGCUUCUCAACUGUCCGUUCUGUAGGCAGGUGCCAAUUUUUGUAUCUCUAAAAUAUCUUGAGUUUAAAAAUGUUUUCACGCGUUUAAGUGUUCAUGUAUUUUUGUCCUUUUACAAAUUUUCCUUCUAUUUGGAAGGUGGAAGUUAAACAUUAAACAUUGGAAUUAUU
Messenger RNA from Phalacrocorax carbo (great cormorant), 8442 nucleotides. The record is from RefSeq and is a predicted model, not a curated record. Lineage: Eukaryota; Metazoa; Chordata; Aves; Suliformes; Phalacrocoracidae.